UUUCUGUUUAACCUCACCCUCGCUCCCAUCAUCGAGUGCAUACCGAAAGCUGGCCGAUUCCCUGUGCGUGCUGUUGUGUACGCGGACGACGUCGCACUCUACGUCCGGGGGCCGACGUCCGCCAUCACCGAGAUGCGACGCGGACUACAGGAAGCUUUGGAUUCGGUCGCUGGCUUCCUCCGUGCCAUCGGCCUAGAGCUAUCAGCGACCAAGAGUGAGGCGAUAAUGGUGCACCCUCGCGCUGCCGCACGCCGCCACACCGGCCGUGUGCUCAUCGAUGGUGUGCCACUAAGCUGGGAACCGACGGUGUCCUACCUCGGUCUAACCAUCGACCAUCGCCUCACCUGGGUCGCGGAAGUGAAACGCCUACGCGCCGCCUCUCUCCGUGUGGAACGUGCGGUUCGCCGCCUCCUCGCGCGCGGGCAGGGCUGCGCCCCUUCCUUCGCCGUCCGUGUUUAUGGAGCGAUGGCGCUAUCGCGGGUGUUCUACGCUCUGCCGCUCUGUGAUGUGCGCGACUCCCUGUGGCGCGCCGUUGACCGCGACCAUCGCAGGGUGCUUCGUGUGUGCCACGGCCUCCCCCGCGUGUCGAGAGUGGCAGAGACGCUCGCCGAAACUGGCGCCUGGCCCCCCUCACUGACGGCCGAUCUCCGCGCGCUCGGCCACAUCGAGCGCCUCUCUAGAGCCCCCGGCACGAGCCCCAUCCUGUCUCUCAUACGGGAUCUCCCUGCGUCACGAGUGGGCAAGAUGCUCCAGCUGUUCACGAACAUUGUGGCUGAUCCGCCGGCUCCACCUCCAGACUGGCCGCCACCGAGUCUCGCCGUGCCCCUGGACGUGUGUCUCGAACUGCCAGGCGUCCGCUCCAAGCAACGCACGCCUCUCUGCGCCAUCGUGCAGGAGGCUGCAGCGAGGAUAGAGGACGACCUGGCAGGGAGAGCGCACCUGUACACGGAUGGCUCGGUACUCGAGGACGGCUCUGCGGCUGCUGCUUGCUUCGCCCCGAGCCUCGCCAUCGAGUCCCAGUGCCGCCUGCCCUGCCGAGCCACCUCCACCACCGCUGAGCUCGUGGGAUUACACCUGGCUGCGGACGCGCUCGAGCAAUCGCCGCACAUCGCUCGCGCGGCGAUCCUAACAGACUCGAGGCCCGCACUGCAGCAGCUUCUCCUCGAGGAGCGCGCCCCACUGCUCGCCCAGCGUGUUGCCUGCAGAUUCCAUGCCUUGCAGCAGCGGGGACUGGAUCUGCGGCUGCAGUGGGUGCCAUCACACGUUGGCGUCGCCGGGAAUGAGGCCGUCGACGAGCUUGCGCGACGCGCACACGUUGUCAACACGCCGAUCACACGGCGGGUCAGCUCGUUCGACGCCGCGCGCCACAGCAUCCGCCGAGAGCUCGCCCUACGCCACCCCGACGACCGGGUUGCGCGGGGACGCCCGCCACGCCAUCUCCCGGAGGCCGGCUUCACUAGACGCGAGCGCGCCUUCCUCCUCGCCCUGCGGACCGGUUCCGUCUGGCCCGCCGAGAGGAGGCAUCGCCUCCAAGGAGCCCCCUCCCCUCUCUGCCGGGACUGCGGCGCGACCGAAACGUUGGAACAUUUACUGUGUGAGUGUCCGACUUUUUCGAACGCGCGCGCGGCCCUCGCAAAAGUCUACCGUGCGCACAAACUUCCCUGUGCCACGGUGGACAAUCUGCUGCACCCCUCUGGCUGCAUCUCGAGCCAGAAGCGCCUCUUCCGAGCGAUUCUGGUGUUCGCCGAGGACAUCGCCCUGGCCGAUCGCCUCUGAGCCCCCUCCCCACGCUUACGGUGUUUCGACCGCUGCUGCUGCUUCCCUCUCCCUUUAACCACUCUUUUCUACCCCAUCCCCCCAGUGCAGUGCGGUUGAGGUGUCCUCAUUUGAGAGACAGUUACUGCACUGCACUUUAAC
This is a messenger RNA of Dermacentor albipictus, 1917 nucleotides long. RefSeq lists its product as uncharacterized. Gene Ontology annotation, biological process: DNA replication, removal of RNA primer. The record is from RefSeq and is a predicted model, not a curated record. Gene Ontology annotation, molecular function: nucleic acid binding; RNA-DNA hybrid ribonuclease activity. Lineage: Eukaryota; Metazoa; Arthropoda; Arachnida; Ixodida; Ixodidae.